Messenger RNA from Ochotona curzoniae (black-lipped pika), 1183 nucleotides. RefSeq names its product fatty acid desaturase 6 (gene FADS6). Bases 12 to 1040 code for a protein of 342 amino acids. Gene Ontology annotation, molecular function: oxidoreductase activity, acting on paired donors, with oxidation of a pair of donors resulting in the reduction of molecular oxygen to two molecules of water. Lineage: Eukaryota; Metazoa; Chordata; Mammalia; Lagomorpha; Ochotonidae. Gene Ontology annotation, cellular component: membrane. The transcript is spliced from 6 exons. The record is from RefSeq and is a predicted model, not a curated record. Gene Ontology annotation, biological process: lipid metabolic process.
GUGGUAGGGCCAUGGAGCCGGAGCAGGACGCGCCCCCCGGGGACGACGGGGCCGAGGGGUUGUUGAGCGAGCUGGAGGCGCGCGUCCAGGACGUGGUGAAAGCCAGCUCGUGGUGGGAGCGCCAGGGCUUGGAUUGCACCAUCCUGGCGCUGAGCUUUCUUGCCUUGCCUGCCGGGUUCCUGUGCCUGCGCUCUGAGAACAUUCUGCUCUUUGCCGCUGGCAUCGUAAUAUUGGGUGUGUGCCACUACACACUCACCGUCAAGGGCAGCCACCUGGCCACGCACGGUGCCCUCACUGAGUCCAAACGCUGGAGCAAGAUCUGGGCACUUUUCUUCGUAGAGGUGUGUACGUCCUUCACGGCAGAGUAUGCCACGUAUGGCCACGUCAAGAUGCACCACGGCUACACCAAUGUGGUGGGCCUGGGCGACUCCAGCACCUGGAAGCUGCCUUGCCUCAAUCGCUAUGUCUACAUGUUCCUGGCACCCUUCUUGUUGCCCAUCGUAACACCACUGGUGGCUGUCGAGCGACUGCGGCAGGUGGAGCUGGGUUCAGCCCUCCGGACACUGAGCCUCAUCUCCCUGGGCCUCUACUCACACUACUGGUUGCUGCUGCACGUGUCAGGCUUCCGGAGCUCCAGCUCAGCUCUGCUCUGCAUGCUGGUAACCCGCUCGCUGCUGGCCCACCCAUACCUGCAUGUGAACAUCUUCCAGCACAUCGGGCUGCCCAUGUUCUCCCCGGACAAGAAGCCUCGGCGGAUUCACAUGAUGAGCCUGGGGGUGCUGAACCUGCCCCGGCUGCCCGUGCUGGACUGGGCCUUCGGCCACUCGCUCAUCAGCUGCCACGUGGAGCACCACCUGUUCCCCAGGCUCUCCGACAACAUGUGCCUGAAGGUGAAGCCAGUGGUGUCCCAGUUCCUGCAUGAGAAGCGGCUGCCCUACAACGAAGACUCCUACCUGGCUCGCUUCCGGUUGUUUCUCAGGCGCUACGAGGAAUUCAUGGUGCAUGCCCCACCCAUCACCGAGCUGGUGGGGCUGCAAUGAGGGUGAGGGCUGGGGGGCCAGGACAACCACCGGCCCCCCUCCCCUCCCAGCCUUGGCCCUUUCUCUGCUUGCUGGCUGGCUGGCUGCAGAUGCAGCUCCGUGGCUGGUGGUGGAACUGUGGAGGAGUCAGGUGGCAGCCUUAA